UCUCUUUAACGAUAGCUUCGUCCCAGUGCACUUGCGGUUGUCACCAAUUGCGGGGAGUCUGUGAAAUUCCUGCUAGAAUGCUUUCUGGAUCUUACCAUUUUGCAAACUCUGUUUAAAGGAAAUACUCGAAAACAAGCAAUUAUAAUUUUUUCUCACUGAAUUCUUAAAUUAGUGGUUAAAAUAUAUAGAUGAAUGAUUUCGGUGCAAUAGUGUAAAAUUUCAGCUACGCCCUAUUCUGGGGUUAGCUUGCAUUUCAGAAAACCGGUACUUGUCUGUUCGUUUAGUAAGGAAUAUUUCUGAGUUUGUGUUGGAAAUUCUAACCAGUCUGGAAUUUCAUUGUUAGAGGAUUUACAUCCCAAAGGAAAGGUCUACUUUCCCUGAUAUUCAUAACAAUGAACGUCAGCGGGGGGUCUCAGACCACCGGCGUGGUGCUGAUUGUUCUACUUAUGUGUGGUGUGUGUCACGCUGCAACCACUGUAGAACCCGACACAACAACAACAGCUACAACCACUGUAGAACCAGACACAGCUACAACAACAGCUGCAACCACUGUAGAACCAGACACAUCAACAACAGCUACAACCACUGUAGAUCCAGACACAGCUACAACAACAGCUACAACCACUGUAGAUCCAGACACAGCUACAACAACAGCUACAACCACUGUAGAUCCAGACACAGUUACAAAAACAGCUUCAACCACUGUAGAACCAGACACAUCAACAACAGUUUCAACCACUGUAGAACCCGACACAACAACAACAACAAUGACAACAACAACAACAGAUUCAAUGGAGAAGGCAUUCUCGCUCUCUAUAGACAUAAGUGCCACUGGGGAUCAGUCUGUUGAGGACGAAAUCAAGACGAACAUGACUAGUGCGCUAACAACUAUCUACCAGACUGUGACUGGAUUUUUGAGGGUGGAAGUAGCCAACAUUCAAUUUGGAAGUAUUAAGGCCAUCCAUAGUUUAGUUGUCCACAGCAAUAACAUUGAGCAGGCUCAGAGUGACCUAGCAAACAUUAUCCAUCAAUUGAUAACACAACAAUUAAACAUAACGUACAAUGAACAAAUGUACACUGCAGAUCAGGUUGAAUUUACGGACACCAGUGGGAACAUACAUCCAUUUACCAAUACGAUGGUUGUGUGUGACAUAUUUGUUACCCUUGGUCCGUGUCCGGAUAAUACCAGCUGUGCCAUUGUCGAGGGGAAUCCCACGUGCAUAAACGUAACAACAACGACGGAAUCGACAACAACAGAACCAUUCACUACAACAACAGAACCAGCGACUACAACAACAGAGGCAACAACUACAACAACUGAUCAAGCAACUACAACUACUGAACCAGCAACAACAACAACAACUGAACCAGCAACAACAACAACUGAACCAACAACAACAACUACUGAUCCAGCAACCACAACAACUGAACCAGCAACUACAACUACUGAAACAGCAGCAACAACAACUGAACCAGCAACUACAACAACUGAACCAGCAACUACAACAACUGAACUAACAACAACAACAACAACUACUGAACCAGUAACUACAACCACUGAACCAUCCACUACAACAACAGAUCCACCCACUACAACACAACCAUCCACUACAACAACAGCAACAGAUACUACCACAACAUAUACAUUAAAAACAACGGAAACAACGACAACAAUAGAUCCAAAUGAAAAAAGAUUUUCCUUCCGUGUGAAUAUAAGUGCUUCUGGAGAUCCAGCAAAUGAAGAUGAGAUCAAGACAAACAUGAGCACAGCGCUAACAACUAUCUACCAGACUGUGACUGGAUUUUUUAGGGUGGAAGUAGCCAACAUUCAAUUUGGAAGUAUUAAGGCCAUCCAUAGUUUAGUUGUCCACAGCAAUAACAUUGAGCAGGCUCAGAGUGAACUAGCAAACAUUAUCCAUCAAUUGAUAACACAACAAUUAAACAUAACGUACAAUGAACAAAUGUACACUGCAGAUCAGGUUGAAUUUACGGACACCAGUGGGAACAUACAUCCAUUUACCAAUACGAUGGUUGUGUGUGACAUAUUUGUUACCCUUGGUCCGUGUCCGGAUAAUACCAGCUGUGCCAUUGUCGAGGGGAAUCCCACGUGCAUAAACGUAACAACAACGACGGAAUCGAUAACAACAGAACCAUUCACUACAACAACGGAACCAACGACUACAACAACAGAGACAGCUACUACAACAACUGAUCAAGCAACUACAACUACUGAACCAGCAACAACAACAACAACUGAACCAGCAACCACAACAACUGAACCAGCAACUACAACAACUGAACCAGCAACAACAACUACUGAUCCAGCAACUACAACAACUGAACUAACAACAACAACAACAACUACUGAACCAGUAACUACAACCACUGAACCAGUAACUACAACCACUGAACCAUCCACUACAACAACAGAUCCACCCACUACAACACAACCAUCCACUACAACAACAGCAACAGAUACUACCACACCAUAUACAUUAAAAACAACGGAAACAACGACAACAAUAGAUCCAAAUGAAAAAAGAUUUUCCUUCCGUGUGAAUAUAAGUGCUUCUGGAGAUCCAGCAAAUGAAGAUGAGAUCAAGACAAACAUGAGCACAGCGCUAACAACUAUCUACCAGACUGUGACUGGAUUUUUGAGGGUGGAAGUAGCCAACAUUCAAUUUGGAAGUAUUAAGGCCAUCCAUAGUUUAGUUGUCCACAGCAAUAACAUUGAGCAGGCUCAGAGUGAACUAGCAAACAUUAUCCAUCAAUUGAUAACACAACAAUUAAACAUAACGUACAAUGAACAAAUGUACACUGCAGAUCAGGUUGAAUUUACGGACACCAGUGGGAACAUACAUCCAUUUACCAAUACGAUGGUUGUGUGUGACAUAUUUGUUACCCUUGGUCCGUGUCCGGAUAAUACCAGCUGUGCCAUUGUCGAGGGGAAUCCCACGUGCAUAAACGUAACAACAACGACGGAAUCGAUAACAACAGAACCAUUCACUACAACAACGGAACCAACGACUACAACAACAGAGACAGCUACUACAACAACUGAUCAAGCAACUACAACUACUGAACCAGCAACAACAACAACAACUGAACCAGCAACCACAACAACUGAACCAGCAACUACAACAACUGAACCAGCAACCACAACCACUGAACCAUCCACUACAACAACAGAUCCACCCACUACAACACAACCAUCCACUACAACAACAGCAACAGAUACUACCACACCAUAUACAUUAAAAACAACGGAAACAACGACAACAAUAGAUCCAAAUGAAAAAAGAUUUUCCUUCCGUGUGAAUAUAAGUGCUUCUGGAGAUCCAGCAAAUGAAGAUGAGAUCAAGACAAACAUGAGCACAGCGCUAACAACUAUCUACCAGACUGUGACUGGAUUUUUGAGGGUGGAAGUAGCCAACAUUCAAUUUGGAAGUAUUAAGGCCAUCCAUAGUUUAGUUGUCCACAGCAAUAACAUUGAGCAGGCUCAGAGUGAACUAGCAAACAUUAUCCAUCAAUUGAUAACACAACAAUUAAACAUAACGUACAAUGAACAAAUGUACACUGCAGAUCAGGUUGAAUUUACGGACACCAGUGGGAACAUACAUCCAUUUACCAAUACGAUGGUUGUGUGUGACAUAUUUGUUACCCUUGGUCCGUGUCCGGAUAAUACCAGCUGUGCCAUUGUCGAGGGGAAUCCCACGUGCAUAAACGUAACAACAACGACGGAAUCGAUAACAACAGAACCAUUCACUACAACAACGGAACCAACGACUACAACAACAGAGACAGCUACUACAACAACUGAUCAAGCAACUACAACUACUGAACCAGCAACAACAACAACAACUGAACCAGCAACCACAACAACUGAACCAGCAACUACAACAACUGAACCAGCAACCACAACCACUGAACCAUCCACUACAACAACAGAUCCACCCACUACAACACAACCAUCCACUACAACAACAGCAACAGAUACUACCACACCAUAUACAUUAAAAACAACGGAAACAACGACAACAAUAGAUCCAAAUGAAAAAAGAUUUUCCUUCCGUGUGAAUAUAAGUGCUUCUGGAGAUCCAGCAAAUGAAGAUGAGAUCAAGACAAACAUGAGCACAGCGCUAACAACUAUCUACCAGACUGUGACUGGAUUUUUGAGGGUGGAAGUAGCCAACAUUCAAUUUGGAAGUAUUAAGGCCAUCCAUAGUUUAGUUGUCCACAGCAAUAACAUUGAGCAGGCUCAGAGUGAACUAGCAAACAUUAUCCAUCAAUUGAUAACACAACAAUUAAACAUAACGUACAAUGAACAAAUGUACACUGCAGAUCAGGUUGAAUUUACGGACACCAGUGGGAACAUACAUCCAUUUACCAAUACGAUGGUUGUGUGUGACAUAUUUGUUACCCUUGGUCCGUGUCCGGAUAAUACCAGCUGUGCCAUUGUCGAGGGGAAUCCCACGUGCAUAAACGUAACAACAACGACGGAAUCGAUAACAACAGAACCAUUCACUACAACAACGGAACCAACGACUACAACAACAGAGACAGCUACUACAACAACUGAUCAAGCAACUACAACUACUGAACCAGCAACAACAACAACAACUGAACCAGCAACCACAACAACUGAACCAGCAACUACAACAACUGAACCAGCAACCACAACCACUGAACCAUCCACUACAACAACAGAUCCACCCACUACAACACAACCAUCCACUACAACAACAGCAACAGAUACUACCACACCAUAUACAUUAAAAACAACAGAAACAACGACAACAAUAGAUCCAAAUGAAAAAAGAUUUUCCUUCCGUGUGAAUAUAAGUGCUUCUGGAGAUCCAGCAAAUGAAGAUGAGAUCAAGACAAACAUGAGCACAGCGCUAACAACUAUCUACCAGACUGUGACUGGAUUUUUGAGGGUGGAAGUAGCCAACAUUCAAUUUGGAAGUAUUAAGGCCAUCCAUAGUUUAGUUGUCCACAGCAAUAACAUUGAGCAGGCUCAGAGUGAACUAGCAAACAUUAUCCAUCAAUUGAUAACACAACAAUUAAACAUAACGUACAAUGAACAAAUGUACACUGCAGAUCAGGUUGAAUUUACGGACACCAGUGGGAACAUACAUCCAUUUACCAAUACGAUGGUUGUGUGUGACAUAUUUGUUACCCUUGGUCCGUGUCCGGAUAAUACCAGCUGUGCCAUUGUCGAGGGGAAUCCCACGUGCAUAAACGUAACAACAACGACGGAAUCGAUAACAACAGAACCAUUCACUACAACAACGGAACCAACGACUACAACAACAGAGACAGCUACUACAACAACUGAUCAAGCAACUACAACUACUGAACCAGCAACCACAACAACUGAACCAGCAACUACAACAACUGAACCAGCAACCACAACCACUGAACCAUCCACUACAACAACAGAUCCACCCACUACAACACAACCAUCCACUACAACAACAGCAACAGAUACUACCACACCAUAUACAUUAAAAACAACAGAAACAACGACAACAAUAGAUCCAAAUGAAAAAAGAUUUUCCUUCCGUGUGAAUAUAAGUGCUUCUGGAGAUCCAGCAAAUGAAGAUGAGAUCAAGACAAACAUGAGCACAGCGCUAACAACUAUCUACCAGACUGUGACUGGAUUUUUGAGGGUGGAAGUAGCCAACAUUCAAUUUGGAAGUAUUAAGGCCAUCCAUAGUUUAGUUGUCCACAGCAAUAACACUGAGCAGGCUCAGAGUGACCUAGCAAAUAUUAUCCAUCAAUUGAUAACACAACAAUUAAACAUAACGUACAAUGAACAAAUGUACACUGCAGAUCAGGUUGAAUUUACGGACACCAGUGGGAACAUACAUCCAUUUACCAAUACGAUGGUUGUGUGUGACAUAUUUGUUACCCUUGGUCCGUGUCCGGAUAAUACCAGCUGUGCCAUUGUCGAGGGGAAUCCCACGUGCAUAAACGUAGCAACAACGAUGGAAUCGACAACAACAGAACCAUUCACUACAACAACGGAACCAGCGACUACAACAGCAGAGGCAGCAACUACAACAACUGAUCAAGCAACUACAAGCAAUGAACCAGCAACAACAACAACUGAUCCAGCAACUACAACUACUGAACCAGCAACAACAACAACAACUGAACCAGCAACAACAACAACUGAACCAGCAACUACAACAUCUGAAACAGCAACUACAACAACUGAACCAGCAACUACAACUACUGAUCCAGCAACCACAACAACUGAACCAGCAACUACAACUACUGAAACAGCAAUAACAACAACUGAACCAGCAACUACAACAACUGAACCAGCAACUACAACAACUGAACUAACAACAACAACAACAACUACUGAACCAGUAACUACAACCACUGAACCAGUAACUACAACCACUGAACCAUCCACUACAACAACAGAUCCACCCACUACAACACAACCAUCCACUACAACAACAGCAACAGAUACUACCACAACAUAUACAUUAAAAACAACGGAAACAACGACAACAAUAGAUCCAAAUGAAAAAAGAUUUUCCUUCCGUGUGAAUAUAAGUGCUUCUGGAGAUCCAGCAAAUGAGGAUGAGAUCAAGACAAACAUGAGCACAGCGCUUACCACUCUAUACAGUGGAAUAACUGGAUUUAAAAGGGUUGAAGUGACUAUCAUUCAGUUUGUUGUCAUCUACGCUUCCUAUGAUGUAGUUGUCGAUAACAGCAACAUUGAACAAUCUCAAAGUGACCUGACGAUAAUCAUUCAUCAGUUGGUUAUUAGUCAGAAAAACUUGACAUACAGUGAGGUCGAGUAUACAGUGGAUGAGGUGGAGUUCAUAGACACCAACAACAACGUACAAAAGUUCGGGAGUACCUCUGAUGUUUGCUACAUAUUCACGACUAUUUUAUCUUGUUCUGCUGGAGUAUGCACGGAAGUUGGAAAUGAUGUGAAAUGCAUGAAUGUUACCACAACAACAGAUCUGACAACUUCAACAGAAUUUUCAACAACAACAGAACUUCAAACAACAACUGAACCUUUAACAACGACCGAACCUUUAACAACGACUGAGCCUACAACAUCGACUGAACCGUUAACAACGACUGAACCUCUAACAACAACUGAGCCUACAACCACCAGCACAACUGAAUCACUGACAACAACCACAACUGAACCUCCAACAACGACUGAGCCUCUAACAACAACCACAACUGAGUCAACCACAACUGAACCACAAACAACAAGCACAACUGAACCUCCAACAACAACCACAACUGAACCACAAGCAACAACCACAACUGAACCUCCAACAACAACCACAACUGAACCACAAACAACAAGCACAACUGAACCUCCAACAACAACCACAACUGAAUCUCCAACCACCACAACAGAACUUCUAACAACAACCACAACUGAACCACUAACAACAAGCACAACUGAAACACAAACAACAACUACAGCUGAACCUCAAACAGCAACAACUACUGAACCUCCAACAACAACCACAACUGAAUCUGCAACCACCACAACUGAAUCUCCAACCACCUCAACUGAACUUCUAACAACAACCACAACUGAGCCAACCACAACUGAACCACAAACAACAAUCACAACUGAACCACAAACAACAACCACAACUGAACCACAAACAACAACCACAACUGAACCAACAACAACCACAACUGAACUAACAACAACCACAACCCAACCUCCAACAACAAUCACAACCCAGCCUACAACGUCUACGACUGUCAGCUCAGAGGCAGCAAUCAAUGAGCCUAUUCCGUUUGGGGCAAGUGCGCAAGACUCGAUAUUGGAGGGAGAUGACCAAACAACAACGGCUCUACGAUCUCCCACCACAUUACAAGUCGGUGAUGGUUCAGAUGGAGGGUUUUCUGAAGUAUUCGUUGGUACAAACGGUAUCAUUGGACUUGGAGAACGAUAUAACAGUUUUGUGCCCAGAGAUCUCUCUUCAAGAGAAACAUUAGGCCGCAGAAUUCUAUGUCCAUUUUGGUUUGAUUUAUUGACUGAAGGUGCGGACUCGGCUGUAUAUUACAACGUAUAUAAAAGGGAGGAUCAAAAUGAUGCAGCUAUUUUACAAAGAGUUGAUAAAAUAAUUCAGAACUCCUUUGAUGACUUCAAAACCUUCCAAUCAGCAAUUGUUUACAAGGCAACAUGGAACAACAUGACCUUUUUCAUGGAUCGGACACAGAGAGUGACUUUCCAAACUCUCCUGGUUUCUGAUGGUCAGGACACAUUUAGUGUGGUAAACUAUAUCAACGUAAAUGCUAGAUCAACAUCCGGGCGUCGUAUCUCUAUUGGAUACAGAUAUAGACAGUUUGCAGAGAGCAAUACCUAUUCCAAUCAAGCAGCCGCCUUUCGAAUGUCGGGGAUUUCUGGGAAUGACGGGUUUGAUGGAUUCUGGGUUACAAAGCUGACUGAAGCUACGAUUACGAAUCCCUUGGAGAAUGAAUGUUAUAACUGGUAUGCCGAGCAGUCCUUGAGAUCACGUCCUAAUGUCUGGUGGACGUCAUGUCCCUGUAAUGGUGCAUCUCUGAGAUUCUUUGGAUUUUCGUUUUCCUAUAACCGAUACGACGCAGCGAACAAUGUCUUCUGUUACGCAUCCCUCACCUUUGGGUCCUCUUUGGAGUGUUGUUAUCCUCUUCGUUGGCGAUGGUGGACUGGGUUUCGACUGGGUCCGCUGACCAGGCGUAUUCCCGCAUCAGGGUCGAUGCUCUCUGCAAAUCCAUUUUUUCAACCAAUAGAAUAUUAUCGUGAUAAUGCCAGGCCAAAGGAAGCUUGCUGUGCAUCCGGACAUUGCGAUUGGUAUUACAGCUUGCGCCCUAGACCAUCAUUCUGCCUAAGGCUGAUUCCUGUUCGGAUAGCCUGGUUCUGGGGUGAUCCACAUAUCAACACACUAGACGGAGGCCAGUACACAUUUAAUGGUUACGGCGAAUACACGAUGAUGAAAAUCGACUUUAACGGCACAUCCUUCGACUUGCAAGCUCGAACAGAAUUGGCGACCAGAGAGAAUGGCACCACAAUCAACGCAACCAUAUUUAGUGCUUUUGUUGCUAAGGAUCAUACCAACUCCAUUUUGCAGGUGGAACUGUCCAGGAACAAAGACAAGAUGUAUGUGCGUGGGGAUGGACGUGAUUUAACAACAGCAUUUGAGGAGAACCCGGAUUUUGUUCGGAGAACUGUGAACAUGGUGAUAUCAAAAGAAAAUGCAACCAUUGUUGCAUCAUUCGUUAAAAGCGAGAUAACAGUUAAGAUAAGUUUAGGCGUGCGGUUCCUGGCUUUGGAGACUAUGGUAGAUGAGAAGUAUAGGGGAGAGGUCACCGGAUUAAUGGGGAAUUUCGACGGAAACUCCACAAACGACUUUGUUCUUCCAAACGGAACUACAUUGAAUGGAAGUGAUGUUAAUACGGAACGCGGCAUAUAUAACAACUUUGGACAACUUUGGUCAAUCAACAGUACCACGUCCUUAUUCCACUAUGACAUUGGCUUAUCCCAUAACGAUUACUCGCACCCAGAUUUCGUGCCGCUCUAUAUAGAUGAAUUCCCAGAAGACAAAGUUAAUCAAUCACGGGAGGUAUGUGGAGGAGCUAGCGCUACACAAGCAUGCAUUUUUGAUUUCCUUGCCACUGAGGAUCGUUCCCUAGCCCAGUCAUCAGGAGCUGAGGCAGAUGAGUCGACAGCUGACACCGCUAGUCUAGAUAACUCCAUUCCAGAAAUUGAAGGGGACACGCGGAUUAAUGUAGAAGUGAACAAACCUGUUCAAAUUGCCUUUAAUGCUUCAGACGAUGGUACUUUUACUUAUGAAAUACUUCAAGAACCCCCAGGCUUCAGUUUCAACAAUACAACUGGCAUUGCAACAUGGACGCCACAAGACGAAAAUGUUGCCAACAUUAGUGUAACUGUGGUGGAUGACAAAGGAGAACAGGCUGCGCCGGUAGAUGUCGCUAUUGUCAUGUGCUCCGGAUGCAGUACUAAUGGAAUAUGUAACUAUAACAAUACACGAAGUUCCGGAAGUGAUAUGUUUAGUUACGCGGAAUGCGACUGUAACACAGGAUAUUCCGGAUUGAACUGUGAGAUUGACACUGAUGGUUGUGAACAGAACCCCUGUAUCGUUGGUACAAAUUGCACAGACUUGAGCCCUGCAGAGGAAGUACUGUUUGAUCGAGGAUAUAAUUGUUCCGACUGUCCAUUUGGUUUCUACAAAACUGAGAACAAAUGUGAAGAUAUUGAUGAAUGUAAUAGUACAACAGCUAACUGCGAUAUGAAGACAGAAGACUGUGAAAAUACAGAGGGAAGUUUUAGAUGUAACUGUAAACCUGGCUAUAGGAAAAUAGGAAGCAACUGUCAAGACAUUGAUGAGUGCACAGAGAGCACUUCUGGAUGUGAACAGAAAUGCGAGAACACCCCUGGAUCUUUCAACUGCUCUUGUGUGGCUGGUUUCACGUUAUUCAGCGACAAUAAAACAUGUAAUUCAACAGGAAGUGAUAAUUGUUCAGGACUAAAUUGUGAAUAUACCUGCGAACACGAUGGAUCGACAAAGGUUUGCAUCUGCAGGACUGGGUACACCUUGGAGAAUGCAAAAAACUGUACAGAUAUAGAUGAGUGUAAGAUAGGAGGGGUGUGCUCACAGAACUGUCAGAAUUCCGUCGGCUCCUACACUUGUUCCUGCUAUGCCGGUUAUUCAUUGAAUGCAGAUAAAACAACAUGUUCAGAGUGCGAAACCCCAAAUUAUGGUGUAGAUUGCAAACAAACGUGUAGAUGUGGCAAAGGAAUGGAUAGGUGCAACAGAGUAAUAGGUUGUAUUUGUAAAACCGGCUGGACCGGAAGUAACUGUGGACAGGAUGUGAACGAAUGCACCGAUGAUCCAAACAUUUGUGGCGAUGACAGAAUCUGUAAAAAUUUGGAAGGAUCUUACACCUGCAACUGUAGAGCUGGAUAUACCAAAGUGAACAAUGACUGUGUUGACAUCGACGAAUGUGCUAAUGUUGGUUCUAACAACUGUUCGUCCGAGACUACGACAUGCACCAAUAACAAUGGCAGCUACAGCUGUACAUGUAAAUCCGGAUAUAAGCAGCUUGGUAAUAAUCCAUAUGAAUGCACAGAUAUCGACGAAUGCGAGGUCGGGAGUGACGGCUGCAAUCAGAACUGCCAAAACGUAGAUGGAGGGUUUAACUGUGAAUGUGAAUUUGGUUACACUUUGGGCAAUGACAGAAAGACUUGUAUAGAAGUUCGGGAUAUCUGUUCCCUCUACCCGGAUCUGAAUUGUGAAUAUGGCUGUAAGCAGGACAGCACCAAUAAAAGUAUUGGAUACUGUUUCUGUCGUGCUGGAUACCAACUUCAAGCGCACGAUAAGAGGACUUGUGUCGAUAUCAAUGAGUGCAACAACGACACUCUGAAUAAAUGUUCCUUUAAAGGCGAAUGUGUAAACAUCGAUGGGUCAUAUAACUGUUCAUGUCCAGAGGGGUAUUCCUUGCAAAACGACGGAAGAACGUGUGAAGAAUGCGGUGGUUUCACGUAUGGUGUGGACUGUAAAACGCCAUGUAACUGUGGUUCUGGUGCUGAAAGAUGUGAUAAAGUGAGAGGUUGUAUAUGUCUGGAUGGAUGGGUGGGGCAGAAAUGUGAUUCGGAUAUCAACGAAUGCGAAACCAGAAAUCCAUGCACAGGUGCUAACCAGUUGUGCAAAAACAAGCCGGGAUCAUACGAGUGUAGAUGUGCCCUGGGAUAUAACGCAACCUCCCCGGGGACGUGUGAAGAUAUCGAUGAAUGCAAAGGCACCAAUCCAUGUAGCCAAGUCUGUAAGAACUCUCCUGGUAGUUACUCCUGCAGCUGUAAUGCUGGAUUUAUCUUGAAUGGAACGUCACAGUGCGAUGAUUAUAACGAGUGCUCUGCCCCUGUCAGUCCCUGUGAUCAAGCCUGUGCCAACACAGUAGGCAGCUAUAAGUGUUCCUGUAACCCGGGAUUCCUCCUGAACACGACAACAAGGGUGACCUGUUAUGGCAAAUCCGAAUGCGAAAACGUUACUUUCAAUUGCUCAGAAAAUUGUGGAGUGAAUACAGAUGGGUCGGAAUAUUGUUUCUGCAAACCUGGAUUUAAACUGAAUGAAACAGAUGGAACGACAUGUGAUGAUAUAAAUGAAUGUUCAACGAAUCCAUGUGGUGAAACUUGUACCGAAAGGGAUUCUGGACCCGGUUACACUUGUUCAUGCGCUGAAGGGAAGAAACUGGGCGUGGACCAGAGAACUUGUGUUGUGUGUGAAUAUGGAACGUAUGGAUUAGGUUGUGCCGAAAACUGUACAUGUGACGUCCAGAACACUGCUUCUUGUGACCCAGUAUCUGGAAACUGUACGUGUAAGACAGGGUGGGAGGGAUCCACGUGUACUGAUGAUAUAAACGAGUGUCAGAAUACAUCGCUGUGUCCGAGCAACUCCAACUGUUCAAACACCAAUGGUUCCUACUCCUGUAUAUGCAAUCCGGGUUACUCCCUUGGUGGUGGACAGUGUAUCGAGUGUUCAAGUACCACGUAUGGUCAAGACUGUGCCGAAUCGUGUACAUGUGACAUAAGUAAUUCACAGUCAUGUGACAAACAGACCGGGUCAUGUGACUGUAAGCCGGGAUGGACAAACGAUAAUUGUACAGAGAACAUUGACGAGUGUUCUAUCAACUCUACCAUAUGUGGAGCAAAUGCAACCUGCACCAACACCCCUGGAUCGUAUGACUGCAAGUGUGACUCAGGGUUUCAGAAGAUUUCCAGCGGCUUAUGCGAAGACGUGAACGAGUGCAUAGUUGGACCAAUCAAUUGUGCUACAAACGCUGUAUGUAACAACACGGAAGGCAGUUUUACGUGCACUUGUUUGAUAGGCUUUAGCGGAGAUGGCGUUAAUUGUGCAGCUGAGACAACAACGUCAAUUCCUCAAAGCUCUGAUAGCACUACAACAGAAGCUACUGAAAGUUCACAAACUAUAACCCAAAGUACCGGAAGUACUUCCCAAACUGAAACUUCACAAUCUGUAGCCCAAAGUACCGGAAGUACUUCCCAAAGCUCCGGGAGCACUACGACAGAAGCUACUGAAAGUUCACAAACUAUAACCCAAAGUACCGGAGGUACUUCCCAAAGCUCUGAUAGCUCUACAACAGAAGCUACUGAAAGUACUACUGGAACUUCACAAACUCUAACCCAAAGUACCGGAAGUACUUCCCAAAGCUCCGGGAGCACUACAACAGAAGCUACUGAAAGUACUACUGGAACUUCACAAACUCUAACCCAAAGUACCGGAAGUACUUCCCAAAGCUCUGAUAGCUCUACAACAGAAGCUACUGAAAGUACUACUGGAACUUCACAAACUCUAACCCAAAGUACCGGAAGUACUUCCCAAAGCUCCGGGAGCACUACAACAGAAGCUACUGAAAGUACUACUGGAACUUCACAAACUCUAACCCAAAGUACCGGAAGUACUUCCCAAAGCUCCGGGAGCACUACAACAGAAGCUACUGAGAGUACUACUCAAACUUCACAAACUCUAACCCAAAGUACCGGAAGUACUUCCCGAAGCUCGGAUAGCACUACAACAGAAGCUACUGAAAGUACUACUGAAACUUCACAAAUUGUAACCCAAAGUACUGAAAGUACUUCUCAAAGCUCAACUUCACAUGUUAUAACCACAACACAAAGUACCGGAAGUACUACUGUUCAAUCAACAACAUCACAGAAUAGAGGCUGCAACACCACAUUUUAUGGGCCAAAUUGUGCUAGUCCAUGCACGUGCAUAGAGGCCAACACAAAUGACUGCCUUGACAUCAACGGAACUUGUCAAUGCAAGUCAGGAUGGGGCGGUUCGAAUUGUGAGCUUGACGACAAUGAAUGCACAGCCAAUCAACACAAUUGUACCUCAACCGUGGAGGAGUGUAGGAAUAUUGAUGGGGGAUUUAGCUGUGUUUGUAUCUAUGGAAACAGCAGCACGGGUUGUAUCGCUAAAGUUGAUCCAUACAUUCCACAAUCAAAUGAAGUUAAAAUUGGAGUGGUUUUAACAUUCAGCACCACAAUUGAUCUCAGUAGCUAUGAUACUGCUAAAGAAAAUAUGGAAAAAGCUCUUUACAGCUAUUACAAAAGGACUCUUACGGUAUAUUUCAGAGUUGUCAUCCUAGUAAUUAGAACUGGAAGUACAAUUGUGGACCACGAAAUCGUCACAAAUGAUACAACCACUAACAACAAAGAGAUUAUCGAGUUAGUGACUACACUUCCCUCAGCAGAAGCACCAAUUGAUUACGGCGGUACAAACCUGAGUCUGAAGUCUGUGGAAAUGGUGGACGGGAGUGGAAAUCGAUUAAAUGUAACAAGCUCCACAUCCAGAUGUGAGGUCUAUAUCAUUCUCAAUCCAUGUAGUUCAGGCGAGCAGUGUGUACAGAACGGAGACAGUUACUACUGUUCGUUGAUAACAGACGAUUCUGAUGACUUUCAGCUCAUAGUGGGAUUAGGUAUAGGCAUUCCACUGUUUUUCUUGGCUGUUCUCGUAAUGUCAAUUAUCUGUGUGUAUUGGAGACGGCGUAAAAGAAGAGGUGGUUCUCUGAGUUCAUCUGAAGAUAACUUUGAGAACUUCCACGGAGGUCCAGGGAUGUAUUUUUCCUCGGGAAUAUCAACGAAGAUUGACAGCUGGGGUAGACACGGAACUCCAUAUUCGCCACACCACUGGGAAGGAACCUCAUCUAUACAAACAGGCAGACGCGGGAAAGAUGGAUUUGAUGAUUUCAAUAAUGGAAGAGAACCUUAUACUUAUGACAAUGGUGUGCAAUCUAAUUUCUCGUGGGAUUUCAUGUAUCAGGCUUUACAACCUCAUGAAAAAUUCCAGAUAAAAAGACCUGAAGUAAGACCUCAACCUUUAAAUACAGAGUGAUUCCUUAAAAGAACUUAAUAUCUAUCCUGUGUUCAGCGACACGUCAAAGUGCCAUUACAUUAUCACGCCUGUGUAGUGAAACACUAGUACUCUAUUGUGUAACAGGACGAAAUCGACAUAGGUUCAUCAACCAUGAGAAUGCUGCUGUUUUAUAUUUGUAUAGUUAAAAUUCUAUAUGUCUUGAAAAUUAAAAUUAUGUGAUAUAUAUCCA
This is a messenger RNA of Ostrea edulis (European flat oyster), 15129 nucleotides long. Its product is annotated as mucin-2-like. Bases 393 to 14918 code for a protein of 4841 amino acids. Gene Ontology annotation, biological process: cell-matrix adhesion. The transcript is spliced from 92 exons. Gene Ontology annotation, molecular function: calcium ion binding. NCBI's taxonomy places the organism in Eukaryota, Metazoa, Mollusca, Bivalvia, Ostreida, Ostreidae. The record is from RefSeq and is a predicted model, not a curated record.